GUCACAGGCAGCCGUACACACUACAGCUUUCUACAGGGAGCAGAGAGCACAAAGCUACAGCCACACAAGUGUUUGUGAAGACAUACAGCUAAAGGAAAACUAUGAGGGUCAGUCGUCAAACUCUGAUAACAUGUGUGUUGUUAUUCUGUGCAGUAACAAAACAGAUGGCAAUCUCCACAGCACCAACUUCAACUUCUGCAAACCUUGCUGAGACAUCAGCUGCAGGUGUCACUGAAAACACCAGCACCACUGACAUCAACCAAAGCACCAACACAGCCAUUACUCCCACAAGCGCCACCGAAACAUACAGCACCACUGACAUCACCCAAAGCACCAACACAGGCAUUACUCCCACCAACACCAUUCAAACAAACAGCACCACUGACAUCGCCCAAAUCACCAGCACAGCCAUUACUCCCACAAACACCACUCAAACAAACAGCACCACUGACAUUACCCAAAGCACCAGCACAGCCAUUACUCCCACUAGUGCCACCCAAACAAACAGCACCACUGACUUCGCCCAAAGCACCAGCACAGCCAUUACUCCCACAAACACCACCGAAACAAACAGCACCACUGACAUCACCCAAACCCCCAACACAACGAUCACCUUAAGCACUUUAAAUACAAGUAUUCAAACAACCACAGAAACUACUACCAAAACUACCAUCACCACCCAAGCUACCACCACAACAGCCAUCACUCCUGGAAUCACCACCCCCCCAAGAGCCACCACCAGGGGUACCACUCUGGGGCAGGAUGAACACAAGCCUAAAGGUCUAAGCUCAGGAAGUAUUGCAGCCAUCGUUUCUUUUUUCAUUGUAUUGGUUCUCGUUGUGUUGGGAGGGCUGUACUACUACAAGAUCAGACGGACGAACUACGGUCGUCUCCUGGAGAGCCAAGAUUACGGCAUGACAGGAAACUUCAACAACCCAAUGUACGACCCCUAUGAUGCUUGACCUCUGAUCCCAGAGAAAUCCAAAGUCCUGCAGACAGAGCCAGUCUGAUCAGAAUGUGCUAACAGUAUGCGAGUGAUGACUUCACGAUGGUCAGAUUUUUCAAGUGUUAGAUAGACAUCGAGCCAGUGUCACGCCAAUGCUCGAAUGCACUGAAUUCCUCGAACUGCUAUUAUAUUUCCAAUGUGACCAAAAAGUAUGUAUUUAAAUAAUAGCAGCUACUAGCAUUUACUCAGUUACCUUUUCAAAGAGCUUUAGCUUCAUGAACUCUCAUAUGUGAUCACAUUUCUAAGAGUGGAAAGUCACAGGUUAUCUAGUGUGUUUGUACAGGUGUUAUGACUUUUGUCAGUGAAGAUCAGCUCCAGUGUAACAUUACAAGAGAAAAAACACAGACGGUAGCAAAUAAUACAGAGCCAGCAGAGACAACUUUCCAAUGUGUCAAUAAAGUGAUGAGAAAAGUUUUUAAUCUUUAUACAAUUUUCAUAGUAAUUUUGUUUUAUAGAAAAGUGAGAUAUAUCGCAAAUCUAAGAUGGAGACACAUUUUAACAAUUCCAGGUGUCCAUGUUAAGUGAAGUAAUAGAGACAUUUACAUAAAAUGUUUUAGCUUUAUUAGUUUGAUUGUGUGUGUAAAAGUGUCAAACUGAAUGAUGCAAAAGAAAAGAGGGACCAGCCUUUAAAAGGCGGGUACAAGGUUGAUUGUUUAAUUGUAUUCAUCAAGCUAAAAGAUGCGUUUUUUGUAUUAAAUAGCUUGUGUGUCCUCAGUAAAACACAUAAUAAGGAGUUACCUCUCUCUCAAACCUGAUCAGCUGCAUCUGCCAUUUUUGAGUGACAUUUUACCUACUAGAUGCUGUGUUGAGAUGUGGUUUGUUUUCAUAUUUCUGGGAUAUUUCUGUCGUCAGUCAGGCUGCUGUUUUGAUUGUUUGUACAUUUUAAUGAGCUGUGUUUUUGUGAAUAAAUUGGUGAAUAAAGGUGAUUAAAGUCAGUGUUAUCGCCAUUAUGGCAACAA
Messenger RNA from Oreochromis aureus, 1965 nucleotides. RefSeq names its product prostate androgen-regulated mucin-like protein 1 (gene parm1). The record is from RefSeq and is a predicted model, not a curated record. Lineage: Eukaryota; Metazoa; Chordata; Actinopteri; Cichliformes; Cichlidae. Gene Ontology annotation, cellular component: plasma membrane; Golgi apparatus; late endosome. The transcript is spliced from 4 exons. The coding region runs from base 102 to 962 and encodes 286 amino acids.